AUGGGUGCCUGUGUGUCUUCAAGCAGAAGGCGGAGACCGCAGAGAUUGCGCUGCACAUAUCGCCGCGGAAAGGUUUUGAGAAACACGCCUACCAUACGCGCCAGUGAUGUGGGGACCUGUGCUGCUUCUGGAGAAGUUGUCCAUGUGGAGACUUCCGCGGCCACUCGCAGGAAGUCCGAUGGCUCUAAUGUAACAUUCCACCUCACACAGCUGCAGUGGCAUCAUAGCGAGCUAGACUCUGAAAAUGGAAGCGGAUCGAAAGUCCUUAUAUUUUGCCCUAUUGGUGCAGUUGUAUGUCAGGAAGAAGCAUGGUUCGAUUCUGUCAGUAUUUUGGGGUCUGAUUCCGAUGAGGACUUCAGCAGUGUCAACGGAGACUUUCCUGCCAUGUCGAGCGCAGGAAGGACACACUUAGUGCAGUGUGAAGAUGCUUCAUGCAUUGCUGAUUGCAUCCAGAAGUUCGAGAAGUUUUUCGACAGUUCAUGUGUUGCUCAAGCUGUUGAACAGUACCUAACAAGAGAUGCAAACUGUAUGGAUAAAUCAAGCCAAUCCGGUGUUCAGGAAGCAGAGAGGCUUAAAAUUGCAAGUUCGGAAACAUCUGAUAUCUCUGGUGCAAAGGUGGAGGAAGCAAAGACAAAAAAUGAUGGCGUAAAAAUGCUGACAAAACUUCGAAGAGGUGACGAGGCAUGCAAUAAUUUGAAGUCUUUCAAAGAUGGAGAAAAAUCUCAUGAAAGUAUCUUCAAAAGUUUGACACCAGUGUGCACGCCUCGUCAUGCUAAUAAGGUUCAGCCUUUGGGAGUGGCGAGCCCACGGGGCCAAAAGAAGAAGUCAGGAGUUGUCAGGCUCUCUUUCACGAGGACAUCUUUUGAUGGGGAGCAAAUUACUGAAAUAUGCUCUAGGAGGUACUUGAUUCGUCCAAGAGCCGGGCUAUUGAUUCCUCAAGCCAGCGAGAAAAUAUCAGAAGGUUGUUGGUCCAUUCUUGAGCCUUCGACCUUCAAGCUACGCGGAGAAAGCUUUUUCAGAGACAAAAAGAAGGCAGCUGCCCCAGGAAGUUCUCCAUAUACUCCAAUCGGCGUGGACAUGUUCAUGUCACCAAGGAAAAUACAUCACAUUGCCCAGCAUAUUGAGCUACCAUCUAUAAGGCCAAGUGAGAAAGUUCCUUCGUUACUUAUCGUAAAUAUUCAGAUGCCUACAUAUCCGACUGCUAUCUUCCUUGGGGACAGCGAUGGGGAAGGGAUUAACCUGGUGUUGUAUUUCAAACUGAACGACAACUUUGAGAAAGAUAUUUCUCCUUACUUCUAUGAGAGUAUCAAGAGACUUGUAAGCGAUGAGGUAGAAAAGGUCAAAGGGUUUCCAUUAGACUCAACUGUUCCUUACAGGGAAAGAUUGAAAAUAUUGACUGGGUUGGUUAACCCAGAUGAUAUGAAUCUGAGUUCUGCAGAGAGGAAACUUGUGCAGGCUUAUAAUGAAAAGCCAGUUCUGUCACGGCCUCAACACAACUUCUAUGUGGGAUCAAAUUACUUGGAGAUAGACCUAGAUGUGCACCGGUUUAGCUUCAUAUCAAGGAAAGGGCUCGAAGCUUUCCGAGAACGGCUGAAGCAUGGUGUAAUCGAUCUGGGUCUAACCAUACAGGCCCAGAAGCAGGAAGAACUCCCUGAGAAUGUCCUGUGCAGUGUAAGGCUAAACCGGCUUGAUUUCGUCGAUCAUGGACAAAUACCAACACUCCUUCCUUGCGAUGACGACUGA
This is a messenger RNA of Triticum turgidum subsp. durum (durum wheat), 1743 nucleotides long. The record is from the annotation of a GenBank genome assembly. NCBI's taxonomy places the organism in Eukaryota, Viridiplantae, Streptophyta, Magnoliopsida, Poales, Poaceae.